AUGACGAGAAACUAAGGCAUGCGAGUACGAUACUCGUUCGGGCCUAAUCGGACUCGGAGGUACUGAAUAACCAUUUGCAGUGCACACGAGGCUCGUUACGAGAAUCGUGCUUAUCCUUUCUACGACCAUGAGGCGAGUAAGUAAUCUUCUUUGGUGAUAAAAUAAUGAUGAAGAAAAACGUAAGUGUUUUGCGUUGCGCAGAAUCGCAGAAAUGCUCGCAUUUGGACCGGCUCUACAGCGCGUCGUGGUCUCAUGAUCAGUCAUGUGACCGUGUUUUUUCAAGCUCUGACCAUCCAUCCGUGUCAGACUGUCAGUGUCAAGACUCAAAAUCACUUCAUCAUGGACCUCGGCGAGAAUAUAAACACCCCCGACGACUCGUCUCCUGACGCUACUCAAUGUUCUCUGCUCUGAAAAGCAAGAAGAGAAUACGGGAGGAGGAUUCGCCAGCACCCGAGAAGUUGAACAAGCGGAAGACGGUUAAGCUUGCAGAAGAUAUUGCGUUGGCUCCAGGCCCCUCGAUAUUGCAAGACAAAACUAACAAUAGCGCAGAUGACGAGGCUAUUGGAGGUACCGAAGACAAUGAAGAUAUACAAGAAGUUCCUGUGGAUCAACGACGCUGGACGUCUUCGAGGGAGAAAGUCGGCAAACUAUCAACAGUAUUUAGUUUACGAGACCCAGACACUACCCCUCCUUCAAAAAAACUGGCCAAAAAGACAGCAAUACUAGAGCGUCUAAGGAGUUCAUUUUCGGCGCGACAAUCCAAGCAGUCGCCAGAUCAAAGGCAGGUACAAGAUGACCUGCUCUCGAUCCUGUCCGCACACCUUGAUGUAUAUUAUCCUGCGCUUUCUCUCGAUGACCACCGAUAUAUACGCGAGGUCAUUGCAUUGCACGCGUUGGAUCACAUCACAAAAAAGCGAAGACGAGUUCUGAAGAACAACGAACGUCUCGCACAUGCGAAGGCAGCAUCAGUUUCGCCUCCAGAGGACGUUCAAGAUCAAGGUUUCACCCGACCCUCCGUACUCGUUCUUCUCCCGUUUCGCUCAUCGGCACUCGCUUGGCUCGAUGCAUUUACCGCAUAUACGCCAUCUCCGGCAUAUCAAAUAGAAAACCACUCCCGUUUCCUGUCUGAGUACGGUCUUCCACCUGAUGCAGUCGAUAAGCUGGCUGUUGCAGAACCAGGGACAUACCCUCGAGAUCAUGCCGAGACUUUCAAGGGCAAUGUCGACGAUAAUUUCAGAGUUGGAAUUAAACUCACAAGGAAAAGUGUCAAACUGUUCGCUGACUUUUACGGCUGUGAUCUUAUUCUUGCAAGUCCGCUCGGUUUGAGGAUGUCAAUCGAGAAGGAAAAAAGCGCAGAUUUUUUGUCAUCGGUCGAAAUAUUGGUGAUUGACCAAAUGAACGCACUAGCAAUGCAAAAUUGGGAGCAUGUCCAGUUUGUCCUUUCGAACAUGAACAACCUGCCGAAAGACUCGCAUGACGCGGACUUCUCGCGUAUCAAGCCAUGGUAUUUAGACGGCCAUUCUGCGUACCUUCGACAGUCUAUCCUCUUAUCACCGUUCGAGGCGCCAGAAAUGAGAGCGUUAUUUAAUAACACCCUCAAAAAUACUGCGGGGAAGGUCAGAGUCGAAAAAAUAUGGCCUGCCAUACAGGUUCCAGAGUCUAUCGAUCAAACAUUUAUUCCUUUCGACUGUGCAAACCCCAAGGACGAACCCGAAAAGCGAUUCGCUUAUUUCACCACUCAGCUACUACCAAGGGUGCUUAAAUCCGCGGUACAGAGUGCCAACACAGUAAUCUUCAUACCUUCGUCAUUCGAUUUCAUUCGCGUGCACAACUACUUCCGGAAGCAGACUUCCGUGAGCUUCACCGUACUCUCUGAGUACUCCACUAAUCAGGAUAUUUCUCGAGCGCGACAAACCUUUUUCUCCGACAAAAAGGCAUUUUUGCUCGUCAGCGAGCGUUUCCAUUUCUACCGCAGAUACAAAAUCAGAGGCAUCCGCAAUCUCAUUUUCUACGGUCCUCCGGAACACCCUCAAUUCUUCUCCGAAUUCCUUUCUUUCCCAUUCCUCGACGACGAGGUGGAGGCUUCUGAUGUAGUGUCAAGAGUCAUUUAUUCCAAGUAUGACAAGUUCAGGUUGGAAAGGAUCGUUGGGACAAAUGGUGUGAAGGGUCUUCUGGAAGGUCUCCCAUAGUUUCAAAGCGAUGCUGUCUUACUGCAUUACGGUUUCCUUGAUUGAAACUGUUGCGGGCGUGGGUCCAGAACAAUUCAACCAUUGAAAGACCACUAUUUUCUGAGGUAUAAUAAUACCGAACCCCGUUCUUCCUUUGGCUCGCGCUACCUUCGAUUGAUAUUACUCAUUACUAGGCCCAGUUUGAAGAAAACCUGGACUUGCCAGCACGACACUCGGGGGACCCUCCGCGAUUUUCGUUCCCAACCGCGUGGUUGUGGAAGAUUAGAAAUAUGCUUGAAGACAAAUGGGUUGUCUCGCUUCGCGAACCGCGAGCGAAUGUUCGAGUUCAUUGUAUGUAUGUACGUCUGAUAUACAGCCAUGCAUUUACGCGCCAGAUUAGAAGC
Messenger RNA from Suillus paluster, 2572 nucleotides. RefSeq lists its product as uncharacterized. The record is from RefSeq and is a predicted model, not a curated record. Gene Ontology annotation, molecular function: U3 snoRNA binding; rRNA binding. Gene Ontology annotation, biological process: maturation of SSU-rRNA from tricistronic rRNA transcript (SSU-rRNA, 5.8S rRNA, LSU-rRNA). NCBI's taxonomy places the organism in Eukaryota, Fungi, Basidiomycota, Agaricomycetes, Boletales, Suillaceae. Gene Ontology annotation, cellular component: small-subunit processome; nucleolus. The coding region runs from base 396 to 2189 and encodes 597 amino acids. The transcript has 13 exons.